AUGGCGAACCGGGGCUACGACGUUGUUGUCGACGUGGACGCCGAGGGCGACCUCGGACACACCGACCUGCAAGAGGACCUUGAAUUCCACCCGUCGAACUUUGAAAGCGACCAACGUACCGCAAAAGCACAAGCCGAUUCCGCCCCGUUCCUAGGCGGCAGCUCCUCGCGCCGCCGUGACCGGUCCCCUGGCGGCACGCCAACAAAGCACACCUGGUGGUCAAUCCACUACUAUGAGCGGUUCUUUGAUGUCGACACAAACGAAGUAUUGCGCCGCUGUAUGGCAACCCUGUACCCACGAUCAAACUUCCUGGACGUACUGGAAGGUAAUGCCGACCUUUAUGGACCUGUCUGGAUUGCGACCACCGUCGUGGUCAUCCUGUUUUUGACAGGUACCAUCUCCCAGUGGCUGUCGAAUAAUGACGAGAAGCACUUUGCGUAUGACUUCACGCUGCUGUCUGGAGCGGCAGGCUUGAUUUAUGGCUACACGGGUAUCUUGCCUAUUGCGCUCUCAACGGCUGACUUGAUUGAGUGCUGGGCUCUUUACGGAUAUUCCAACCUAGUCUGGAUCGCAGUGGCGCUCGUUAGCUGGAGCCCGUUGACUGCGCUCAAUUGGGCACUUGUUGGUGUUGGCUUUGCUUGGAGUGUGUUCUUCCUGCUGCGCAACCUCUAUCCGGUCCUGAAUGCCACGGAUGCUAAGGCCAGCAAAAUUCUCUUGAUUCUGGUUGUUGCGCUGCAUGCGGGUCUGGCUAUUGCCAUUAAGAUCCUCUUCUUCGCCCACGGAAGCCCGGUCUCGAAGAAGAAUAAGCAAACGGGCAACUCUGAUGACGACAACCAGCGGAUAAUGCUCUAA
Messenger RNA from Penicillium maclennaniae, 852 nucleotides. RefSeq names its product Yip1 family protein. Gene Ontology annotation, biological process: vesicle-mediated transport. Gene Ontology annotation, cellular component: membrane; Golgi apparatus. The coding region runs from base 1 to 852 and encodes 283 amino acids. Gene Ontology annotation, molecular function: small GTPase binding. The record is from RefSeq and is a predicted model, not a curated record. Lineage: Eukaryota; Fungi; Ascomycota; Eurotiomycetes; Eurotiales; Aspergillaceae. The transcript is spliced from 5 exons.